GAGAGGAAGAACGAGAUAGAUAGAUAGAGAGAGAGAGAGAGAGAAGAGCAGUUGGUUCGUGGACCGGAUUGGUGAACUCAUUCUAUCUCUUUCUCUCUCGUACCUAUAUCACAGAUAGGAUUCACGGAUGAACCAAAGGCCGUUUUCUUCAUCUUUAUAUUCUUCUUCUUACUCGUCCUCCUCACCGCCAUAACAUCGUAACGAAAGAAGAGAAGAUAAAGAAGACAUCAAGAUGCCUUGUUCCGCUGUAACGCUGUCCCUUGCGACCAUAACCGGUAUCAUUGCCACUGCACUACUAGCGAUUGCCUUCUCCACGGAUAAUUGGCUCUACACCGAGGUCAAGCGUGCCCAAAUUCAGCAAUAUGCAGGCAAGCACGCCGAACAAAGUCAUCUGAUAGAUCAAAUGAAUGCAAAGUAUUAUUACUAUACAAGAACUCAGGGACUCUUCAGGAUAUGUUAUCCCAAAGAAAGACCACCUACGGUGGAGACGUAUUUGAGUCCGGUGGAAACUCAUUGCAUGAACAUCGAUUACUUCAUCCCCGACGAAGAAAACCAAACGAGGGACUUCUCCGACGACGCAAUGGCUCGAUUACACAUGGGAAGAUCCGUCAUCGCUCUCUUCAUGGUAGGCUUCCUAGCAAUAUUUUCUGCCUUUUGGACAGGAGUAGUUGGUUGUUGGCGAAGAUCACCGGGAAAUAUCACGGCAACCGCCAUUUUGAUGUUAUUUGCUUGUUUACUAAGCGCCGGAGGCAUGGGACUUUGGCAUGGCGUGGAGUAUUAUGAGAAGGAAAAGAUAGUUGGCGAGGAAUACUAUCAACAAUGGAGCAACGUUCUAAAGGAUAACACAGCGCAGUGGUACGACUGGUCGUUUUACAUGGCCUGGCUAGGAGUGGCAAUGUGUUUAGGCACGAUGACAUUAUUUCUGAUCGCGGCAUCCUGCUUAAGAAAGGAACGUGCUCGCGAGCAGACCCAGAAUGUUCAGUACAUCAUGCCAGUGUAUCCUCAGAAGCAGCAGUACGCUUAUGCGGGUUAUCCAGCACCAGCAGCGUAUCCAGGACCGUAUUAUCAUGGAUCGCAAUACGGGCCGUACAAUUAUUGAUGCUUUGAAGACAUCUCGAAGAUCGUUUGAAGUGGGAUGAAUUUUUCGAUUCCGAUUGAUGUGUGCCAGAGGCAUACAUUCGUCGUAUACAAUCAGUAGUCAGCCAAUUAGUCAAUCAAAUUAAUCGAUCAAUCAAUCAAAUCAAUCAAUCUCUCUAUUCCUUCAAAAUGGCGGAAGGAAAAAAGAAGAAUCGAAGGAUUUAGAAACGUGAUUUGAGAAAAAUCGAGUCCAACUCGAGUGAGAAUUAAAAAGAAAGAAAAAACAAACGAAAAAAAAAGAAAAAAAAAAAAAGAAGGAAAAACCCUAUAUGCGAAAGAAAAGAAAAGAAAAAAAAAAGAAAAGAAAAGAAAAGAGCAAAAAACAAAAAAAAAAAAAACGAAAAGAGAAACAAUCAAGAAAUACUAAGUGCCGUCCUGUGCCUUGUUUUCUAAAGUAAACUCGAAUAAUCGAGUUGUACGAACGUUUUCUAAGGUCGUUCGCGUGGCUGACAUCCGGUGUGCGAUGCAUAAUCUUCUUCGAAAGAUGCUCCCUUUCGAGCUACGAUACGCUCCGUUUCCAUUUUUAACGCAAAAACAAAAAGUAGCACGAAGGAAGAGUUUAUUUACAUGGCACGAUGCUCUCUUGUGCGAGGUCGUACGAUCGCCUAACAUUUUCUGUACUUACUAUCGUUAGUUAGGAAUGAGGUGAUUUUAUAUUUUCUUCUUCUUCUUCUUCUUCUUUUUUUUUCCCCUCAUCUAUCUUCUUCUUUAUCUUUAUCUUUAUCUUUUCAAGAUAAUGUCGCAUCGAUACGAUCUUUAUACCCUAUAUAUAUAUAUAUAUAUAUAUAUAUAUAUAUAUACAUAUAUAUUUUUUGUUGUAAAUUAUUAUUUAAAAGCGUGCCGCGAUUUCAUUUCGAAAAUUCCUAGAUUUUCAAGUUUAGAUUUCACUUUCGUCGUUUUCCCUCCAAAGAUAUAUAUAUAUAUAUAUUUAUGUAUGUAUUUACAUAUCUCUCACUAUAUACACGUACGUAUUCCUUAAAAAAAAAAAAAAAAAAAAAAAAAAAAAAAAAAAAAAAAAAAGAGAAAAAAAAAACAUGUUAUUGGUUUAAAACGAUUUAUUAAAUAUAGAUAUUCUUUCAUUCAUUCUUACGAAAGAAUCUAUAAACUUGACUGAAUUUCAUUCGAAUCAUAUAAAUACGAUAAAAAAAAAAAUCUAUCGUUCGUUGCAUUUUUAUUUCGACAAGGAGGGAUCAUUUUCGAUCGUCGCUUAUAAGCGAGACUCUCUCUCUCUCUCUCUCUCUGUCUCUCUCUCUUUCUCUCUCUCUCUCUCUAUCUAUCUAUCUAUCUAUCUAUCUAUCUAUCUAUCUAUAUCGUCUAGUUAUUUUGAUACAUAGAUACGUAAGAUUUUUUUUAUUCGAGAUAGGCAAAUCACGUAUUUAAGUAAAACCGAUAAGAAUAGUUUGAAUUAUUAUUGAAAAAAAAAUUAUCAUUCUGAUUAUCUCCGUCUUUGAUGUCGAUUUUAUAGGGCUUCGUUUAGAUUCGAGAUUGUAAAUCUAAAUUAGGUCUUAAAUAAAAGACGUGGUGCUCCGACAUAAA
Molecule: messenger RNA, 2673 nt
Organism: Vespa mandarinia (Asian giant hornet)
Lineage: Eukaryota; Metazoa; Arthropoda; Insecta; Hymenoptera; Vespidae
Cellular component (GO): membrane
Source: RefSeq, a predicted model, not a curated record